This is a messenger RNA of Micropterus dolomieu (smallmouth bass), 1986 nucleotides long. Its product is annotated as zinc finger protein 664-like. Lineage: Eukaryota; Metazoa; Chordata; Actinopteri; Centrarchiformes; Centrarchidae. Bases 78 to 1370 code for a protein of 430 amino acids. Gene Ontology annotation, cellular component: nucleus. The transcript has 2 exons. The record is from RefSeq and is a predicted model, not a curated record. Gene Ontology annotation, biological process: regulation of transcription by RNA polymerase II. Gene Ontology annotation, molecular function: DNA-binding transcription factor activity, RNA polymerase II-specific; RNA polymerase II cis-regulatory region sequence-specific DNA binding.
AGCUCCAGCGUUAGCGGCAUGUAAGGAGUUAUUGUAGUCGUAGUGUCGCUAAUUAUUUAAUUUCUAAUUAAGCAGCAAUGUCUUCAGUUGAGAGUUUGAGAGAGUUUGUCAACGAGCGACUAACUGCUGCUGCUGAAGAAAUAUUCAGAGUUUUUAAAAACACUAUCGUCGAGUACGAGGAAGAGAUCGAUCGUCAGCGCAGACUGCUGGAUAUCGUUUGGAAACCCGAUUUAAAGUUACACAGGAUAGAGCUCUCACAGCAACAUGUCUGUAAGGAGGAGGAGGUUCUGGCUGACCAGCAGCUCUGGAUUCAGGAGAGGAUCCCCGGUCUGGACCAGGAGGACCCACAGCCUCCACAGGUUAAAGAGGAACAGGAGGAACUCUGUACCAGUCAGGAGGGAGAGCAGCUUGUAGUGAAGCAGGAGACUGACACCUUUAUGUUGACUCCUACUUAUGAGGAAAGUGACCACAGUGAAGCAGAACUGAAAAGUGACCACCAGCUCCUCUCUCACAACUGUCAUGUAGCUGAGAGCCAAGAUCAGAAAGGAGGCGAGCAUGAAGACUCAGGAUCAACUAGAGAUGCAGAGCCAAAACUAAAGAAUCAAGAUCACAACAGCAGAAGCCCCAGAAACAAUGUACACAAGUCUACCAUGUCAGAGGUUCACCAUAAUCCUCACACAGGUAAAAAGUCUUUCACAUGUGACACAUGUGGAAAAGGUUUUCAGUACAAAUCAGAUUUUCAGACACACCUGAGAAUUCACACAGGUGAAAAGCCGUAUUCUUGCAAAACAUGUGGGAAAUCUUUUAGCCGGAGGAGUCACUUGAAUGUCCACAUGAGAACCCACACAGGUGAGAAGCCGUAUUCCUGCAAAACAUGUGGGAAAUCUUUUAGUGAGAGGGGUCACUUAAAACUCCACAUGAGAACCCACACAGGUGAGAGACCGUACCUUUGCAAGACCUGUGGUAAAAUAUUCCGUGACCCUUCAACAUUGAAAAACCAUCUGAGAACCCACACAGGUGAGAAGCCGUAUUCUUGCAAAACAUGUGGGAAUUCUUUUAGCCGGAAUUGUUACUUGAAACUUCACAUGAGAACCCACACAGGUGAGAAGCCAUAUUCUUGCAAAACAUGUGGGAAAUCUUUUAGCCGGAGGAGUCACUUGAAUGUCCACAUAAGAACCCACACAGGUGAGAAGCCGUAUUCUUGCAAAACAUGCGGGAAGUCUUUUAGCCGGAGGAGUCACUUGAAUGUCCACAUGAAAACCCACACAGUUGAAAAGCUGUAUUCUUGUGAAACAUGUGGAAAAGAUUUCAGAGUUGGUGGUCAAUUGAAAAUCCACAUAAGAAGAAAACAUGGUAGCACUUUACAAUAACUACACACUAUAAAGCAUUAGUUAAGUAUUAGUAAAUACAGAAUUCAUCAUUUAUAAAGCAUUGUUCAUAUCUUAAUAAACAUUAGUAAGUCAUUCAUAAACACAGUUCUAAAUGUGUUAUUCUUUAUUAUCUACACCAGUGGUCGGCAAUUGGCGGCCCGUGGGCCAGAACUGGCCUAUCCAGAUUGCUUUGAUAGCAGAAAAAUAAAAAAUAAAUAAAUUGAUGACUAAUACUGAAAUAGAUCUCAGUCAUGACAGCUACAGUUACUCACAUAAUCACUUAUAAUCAUUUAAUCAUUUAAGAGGACUUAAAUGAUUGUGCCUCCCAAAAAAAAGUGCAAGAACGUUUUCUUUUACACCAGUGCUUCAUGUUGAGUUUAUUGAGAGCUUUUACUUUGAAAUGUUCUGAAGGACAUCCGAAAGAGUCUCUGGCUUACUUGACACAGCUCUGCAAAAGCCAUCACUAAAUGUGUGAUUGGAUUCCCCUGAAUUGAAUGAAAAUUAGUGUCCAUAGAUUUAUAAAUGCAGAUCAAACGCUGGGACGCACAUACACUGCAGCACAAGCUUUAUUGUGAAAAAGUGUCCUUAUAGGCUAAUCAAUUUGUUUGACAAGGGG